AUGGGGCGACUCAUCAAGAACCACUGGGCGCGACUAAUUUGCAUGACCGCCGCGACCUACCAAAUCGCUGCCUCAAUAGAAGGUUUCUUCUGGCCCAAAUUCUUCUUCGACUUCCUCACAAAGAACCUCGACGGCUUCGUUAAACCUAUCCCAUAUCUCCAAAUUCUAAACUUGCUCUGCGGCAUCAUCACCCUCGUCUACGAAUGGCCGCUGGGUUUCGUCGCGGGGACGGCGGUCCAGCAGAGCCUCGAGGCGAGACUGUUCUGGUUGCCACUGACGAGUUUGCUCGCCGUGCUCAUGUAUCAGAGUACGAAUCCGGCGAUAUAUUAUCUUGUGGGGCUGGGAGUGUAUUUCUGGGCAUAUUGUGAUGGGGAGGUCAUCUGCGCCGUCCCAUGGACAUUACCACGUAGGAGUUCUACCACGACCACAGCUACAGCCAAGAAAGUCGCCCCAUCACCACCACUUCCUCCACCACCUCCGCAACGAGAAACACAACAAUUCCAAGGGCAGCAAAUGCCGAUGGCGGGAGCGAGAGGGCAUGGGAAUGCGCAUGGGGUGCCCUUUUGA
This is a messenger RNA of Dissoconium aciculare CBS 342.82, 567 nucleotides long. RefSeq lists its product as uncharacterized. The record is from RefSeq and is a predicted model, not a curated record. Lineage: Eukaryota; Fungi; Ascomycota; Dothideomycetes; Mycosphaerellales; Dissoconiaceae. The transcript has 3 exons. The coding region runs from base 1 to 567 and encodes 188 amino acids.